Molecule: messenger RNA, 1998 nt
Organism: Dictyostelium purpureum
Lineage: Eukaryota; Evosea; Eumycetozoa; Dictyosteliales; Dictyosteliaceae
Exons: 2
Coding region: 1-1998 (665 amino acids)
Source: RefSeq, a predicted model, not a curated record
AUGUCUCAUAAUGAUCAUCCUUCAUCUCCAAUGGUAGAUGAUGAUCCACCAAUAUCAACCCAUUCAAGUCAUCAUAUAAGUUCAUCAUCCUCAACCUCAUUUCACAAUAUAAAUAAUAGUAGUAAUAGACAACAUCCAAAUAGUAAUCGAAUGAAUAUACCAAAUAAAUCAUUAAAUAAAAUAAUGGGUGGUAAUGGUAGUUAUGGAGUAGAGUCAUCACCAAUGUCAAUGUUUGUAAACUCAUCAUUAUUCGAUUCACCAUCAUUAAAGAGUACACCAAUUUUUGGAACUACACCAACUGGUACCACGCCAACAAGUGGCAGUUUUAAUAAUCCAUUUUUAGAUCACCGUUUCGAUUCAUCGUUCAGCAAUUCGCCAACACGUUUGUUUUUCGAUUUUAGUUCAAGUAUGUAUUCUAAAUCGCCUCAACAUCUUUUACCACAUCCAUUAACCCCACGUGGUUCCAAUGCCCUCAAACAGGGUGACGAUUCAAUUAUAAUGGAGGAUGGCUCAUUGAUUCAAGGUAUUAAUAAUAUUUUAAGACCGUCCAAUUCAACAUCACCAACCAAUACAACUGUAAAUAGUCCACGUGGUGGUUAUAGAGGACCAGCACACCAAUUUUUCCAUCAAUCACCACCAAGUUAUAAUGGUGGUUUCCAACAAUUAUAUCAACAACAACAUUACCAACAACAACAACAAUUACAACAACAACAAUUACAACAACAACAACAGCAACAACAACAACAACAGCAACAACCACCACAACAAAAUGGCCAAAGCAAUCCACAACAAAAUAUCCAACAACAAAAUCAUAGCCACCACCAAUCCUCAUCAUCCCCAUCCCCCUCCCAUAAUGGCCAUCACCACCCAACCCACACAUCCAAACAACAUCAACAACAACAACAUUUAAAUUCUGAUAACCACCACCGUAAUGUAAAGCAUUUGGAUGGCAACGUAUCAGAUAAAGAAAAGGAUAGUAGAUAUACUUUUCAAACUAUUUCAUCAAUCUCAAGUACUCUCCAUUCUAUGAAUCACAGUGCCGAUCAUGUAGUAGAAUCAGAUUCAGAGAUUGCAAGUGAGGAUGAUCGUUUAUCAUCAUCUUCAAGUACCGGUUCAUCUAGAGCAUCGUCUCCAGAAUUUGAAAUUGAAACUUCAAAAGAUAUCCAAAUGAUGACAGAUUCUGAAGAUAGUUUCCAAUCAUCAAGCAAUAUAAUGUUUUCAUAUAACUCUAAUAAUAGUACCCCACCACAACAUUCAAUAAAUCACCAUCAAACCAUUUCACAUCUUCACCAUCACCACAGUACCAAUAACUCACCAAGACAAUAUUCCUCACCCUCGCUCCACCAUCACCAUCAUAGUAACAGUAUGAAUAGCAGCCCAUCAAACUCUAAUAAUAUAAUACCAACCCAUCCAGCACCACCCACAUUAAUGUUAAAUAAUAAUAAUAGUAAUAAUAUAAAUAUAAAUAGCACUAGCAAUAGAAUUGUUGUAAAUAUUAAUCAUAAUCAUCAAACAAAUAGUACCACCAAUAGUAUAAAUAAUAUUAUAAAUAAUCAUAAUAACCAUAAUAAUCAUAAUAAUAAUAAUAAUCAUCAUAGUAGUAACAAUAUCAAUAUAGCAGGAAACAAUAGUAAUAGCAAUAAUAGUUUUAAUAAUAACAAUUCCAAUAACAACAAUAGUGGUAGUGGCAAUAGUAAUAAUAGUAAUAAUUAUAGUGAUGAUAACGACAACGAUCAAAAGAAAAAGAAAAGAAAGAAAGAUUUUGACGAUGGUGGAAGAUGGUGCCAUCAAUGUAAAGCACUCAAGUAUCAAUAUAUUCAAUGUCAAGCAUCAGACUUGGGUAAACCUAAAUGUAAUAAGAGAUUUUGUUCAACUUGUUUAUUGAAACAUUACAACAGAGAAGUUAAUAUUUUGAAGGAUGGUCCACCCUGGGAAUGUCCAUUCUGUCUCAAUACUUGUAUUUGUGCUGCCUGUAAAAGAAAAAGAGUAACAUCAUAA